Postia placenta MAD-698-R-SB12 is the source of this 402-nucleotide messenger RNA. RefSeq lists its product as hypothetical. The transcript has 3 exons. Bases 1 to 402 code for a protein of 133 amino acids. The record is from RefSeq and is a predicted model, not a curated record. Lineage: Eukaryota; Fungi; Basidiomycota; Agaricomycetes; Polyporales; Adustoporiaceae.
AUGGUCCGCCCCGAUACCCAGAUCAGGGACGGGAGUGCCGUACGGCACCUGGGAUUUGAUGGUUUGGAGGCAUCCGGCGUUCUCAUGUGCACAUGGCUUGUCAACCAUUGCCCAAUGCGUUUUCCUGAAUUGCAAGAUGAGAAUGGAAAAGUGAAAACUACCCUCGACAGCGUCUCUGAAUUCCUCGGUCCCGCAGGUCGAGAUGUCAACGAGCGUCCAUAUGGCCGACGACGGAUCAGUGCUGUAGAUAAACAGACACAUGACAGUGGUUCAGACGAUUCAAUGCGCAUUGCGAAUACUGGCCUGGGCCCAGAGCGGCGGAUCCCUUCAAUUGUAGUAAGAUCUCUGCUCGAUAUCCAUUCUGAUGGUCAACCCCGCACAAUCGAUAAAUCUUCAGCCUGA